Molecule: messenger RNA, 4389 nt
Organism: Patiria miniata (bat star)
Lineage: Eukaryota; Metazoa; Echinodermata; Asteroidea; Valvatida; Asterinidae
Product: sushi domain-containing protein 2-like
Exons: 17
Coding region: 178-3201 (1007 amino acids)
Biological process (GO): cell-matrix adhesion
Source: RefSeq, a predicted model, not a curated record
UGCACGCACUGGCAAACUCAUAUCAAGGUUAUAAUCAGUCCGCCACAGAAGGUAUUUAAUUCCAACGUUUUCCUCUACUGCUCCAGUUUAACUUGAACCAUUUUGUUACACUGGAGGCGAACGGGGCGACAUAUUCAAGCUUCGGACGUCGCUCAAUUGUACGUGUAGACCUCCAAAAUGGCGAUGUUUUCUUUCUUCGCUGUGAUCCUGAUUGUCUUCAUUUCAACAAGUUUUGCUUUUGGAGGACUUAUGUUUCCUCAUGGUGAACAGGAAGGAGACGCUAUUGUUGAACCAAACGACGAUGGCAGUUCUGGGAUGGUGCCAAUCUCCACUCUCUUCCCAUAUUUUGACCACAACCAUGACUCUCUCUUUGUGAACACGAACGGCGCCAUAUCAUUUCUCAUCCAAGUUUCGUCCUACACCCCGACACCAUUUCCACUUGGCGGCGGCAGGCGAGUGGUGGCGCCGUUCUGGGGUGACGUGGAUGCCAGAUAUGGCGGCAACGUGACCUAUCGUGAACUUAUCCGUGUUCCUCAGAGUGAUCAGCUGUUCUCGCAAGCGGAUAGUGUCGUCAGAGGAACCUUCGUUGAUCAGUCGAGGUUCUCGGCCACCUGGAUGUUCAUCGCAACCUGGAACAAAGUGCCCUUCUUUGGAGCAAUUGGGCACAACGCCUUGAAUAUAACAAACACAUUUCAAGCCGUUCUGGUGACCAACGGAAGACACUCCUACGCCAUAUUCAAUUACGAAGAAAUCAAAUGGACUACUGGUACAGCAAGCGGUGGCAACAACGUCGGGCUUCAAGGAACACCCGCGCAAGUUGGGUUUAAUGCUGGCGAUGGCUUCACAUUCUACGCUGUUCCUGAAUCCAGGACAAACGCAAUCGUUGACAUCGAUCAAGAUUCGAAUAUUGGCACCAGAGGGCGCUUUCUGUUCCGGAUUGACAGCAGUGAUAUCGUCGAUUCUGGCUGCAACACUGCAGGGACUCUAGCUGUCUUCCCCGUUUCUGGCUCAAUGCUCGGCGGAGAUAUUGUCCACAUUUCCGGACCGUGUCUCGACGAAUCCUCCACAAUCGUGUGCCGAUUUGCUGAUGUUGAAGUACCCGGGCAGGUGGUUUCUAACACCACAGCCAGAUGCGUCAGCCCACUAGUAUUUGAAGUCGGUCGUCUGCCACUAAAAGUGUCAACUAAUGGCGGCGAAUCCUUCGAUUUCACUGGAAUAUUCACCUACCUGAGCCCAGAAGACGUUUCUCCAUUUGUCAAGAGACUCGAUGCUGCAGAAUGGCACCAGAAAGACCCACUGAUCGUUGUUUGGGAUACCGAGUUAUUCCAAGAAUAUGUGGACUAUGUUCGGAUCUCUGUCUAUGGUUACGGGGAGGAUCUGGCAACGGGGGCGGUGAAGCUUCAGUCGGUAUACAGCAGUAGUCAAAUGGUGCCGUACAACGUAGGCGUAUUCAGAUUCAGCCGCCCUGAAGCCCCAGAUGGAGUCCAAUACACAGUGGGUGUUGUCCGUGUUUCUCAGUACGGAGCAAAGGGUCAAAAUGAGCUGACCCUACCAGGGAUGUGGAGCGACAUCCACAACCUCCACUGGCUCUAUCCAGUCCCUGACCCUUCAGCAUGGUGUGAUGGUUGGGCGGAGGAGGCUAGAUCGGACUUGGACUUCCUUGAAGUGACUGAGCCGUGCCCCUGCACGCUGAUCCAGGCUCUUGUUGAUACCGGUCGGUUUAGCCAGCAUCCUCUCUGCAGCCUGGAUGCACCACUCGGUUGUGAACUCUUCAAGCCUGGAGCUGUACACUGCGUUAGAGCCGACUCACCGAGUGAGAAGGGAGGUGGGCAAGAGUGUUGCUAUGGGAACGAUGACAAAAUUCUGAACGUUUUGAGGUCGUCAGGUGGUGGUUUCGCUCACCGUAGACAUCACGGAGGAGUUGUUCCAUAUAAGGAUGCUGGUCGUGUUCCCUACCUCUCUCACUGGAUAUCUGACACUCUGCCAUUUGAGCAUUGCUGCGUUUUCUCUGAAGAAUCAUGUCAGCUGUAUAAAUUUGUGCGACCUUCCCAGACCUGCGAAGGCUACACAGCGCCUGCACCAGCAAUUACUACCGGUGAUCCCCAUCUGAUUACCCUGGAUGGCGUAGAGUACACAUUCAAUGGAGUCGGUGAAUACACCAUGCUGGAAGCAUGCAAUGGUUCGUUCGUUAUGCAGGCAAGGAUGGCUGUCCUCCAGAUAGGAACACCCGCAACUGUUGUAACUGCCCUGGCGGCCGUUGAUACAGGAACAUCAGAUCAGAUUCAGGUUGAGGUUAGCAAUCGGCGCGGUAUGGAUGUUUGGUAUCGCCAGGAAGGAAAUGGAAGUGACUGGACUAUGCUAGAGUUUGACGACUCCCAGAGUCGACGGGUAGAUCUGGAAGGUGUGGCGGUCUUCUACAGGGAGGUAAACAACUCGGGCGUGAUGACCAAGAACAUCCACGUGAAUUUCAAGUGUGGAGUGUCGUUAGUCGUUUCAACUACGUCCGGGUUGCUUAACGUGUUCACCUCGCUGCAGCAGGAACUGAAAGGGCGAACCAGGGGACUGUAUGGUAACUGGAAUGGAGAGAAAAAUGACGACUUCGAAAGGCCAGACGGCACCAUUUUACCAGUUGACGCGACCGUGCAAGAGAUACACAGCGAGUUCGGUCAGAAAUGGCAAAUCGAACCAGAGGAUUCCCUCUUCAGAUAUCCCAGAGGCAAGGGUCCUUUUGAUUACAGUGAUGAGACAUUCACACCGAGCUUCAUGUCACCUGAGGCAGCUCUCACCGGAGAAGCGCGGGAGAUUUGCGGCAAUAUUUCACAAUGCGCUUUCGAUUGGGCUGUGACCGGCAACAGUGACAUCGCCAGGGCGACUGGGGGCGCUGUUGCUCACUACAGAGCCGCUAUUGAAAGUGCAUCCAUAGUGAUCUGUGGUUCUGUUGCCAACCCAGCAAACGGGAGGAAAGAAGUGUCUCGUGGCAGCGUGGGCGGAGUAGCCAGCUUCACCUGCGAUGAUGGAUACACCUUGCAAGGGGACAAUGAACUCGUGUGUCAAGAGAACGGCCAGUGGAGUGGUGAAGUCCCAAUUUGUGAAGCAUCAGGGUUGCAGGCUUGGCAAAUAGUCGUCAUUGUCGUGGUAUGUUGCUUGGUGCUGAUUGCAGUUGCAGUGAUUGUCAUCUUGGUUCGGAGAGCAAGAAAAUGAAAAUCCGCUGCCCAAGCAUGAAUCAUCAGUGACUUCGGAGAACCUCAAGACGAAUAUCAUUAUAGGGUGCUUGGCUUUAUUUGAAUAUUCGUAGUUAUAUGCUUUUGUUAGUAUAUGCCUUUAUAGUGGAUUUUGACUAAAAAGAUUACAGUUUGAUCUGAGAAGUCGAUUAAAUAAUACUGUCCCUACACUUCAACAAAUUACUUAUUAUUGCUCGUUCCAGUUUGACGACCAAUUAUUAAUGAUGUACUUUUUUCGCAAUACUCUCAAUGAAUUUGUUAUUUGUUCUGCUUUUCACUUUUAGUGCACAAAAGAUAUGCCUGAAUAAUUGUUGGGGGCCAAAUUAUCCAAGAAUUGUAUAAGGUUAUUAUCUCAAACUAGAAGUGUGAAGAAUGUUAUUUUUCGUGACUAUCUGUUCAUAAUCGAAAAAAUGAUAAAGUUGCCACACUCGAACUGAUUCGGUGUCUUCUCCAAGUGGCCGAUCCAGUAAGCCCCGUCCCCUGGUGUCCUGACCAAUCACAGCCGUGAUUUACGUCUGACAUGCGCGCACAUAUUAAGUCCGACAUGCGUGCACGCGCGUAUGACGCGCGUGGCUGGAACAUGAAGUGUAGCAUUGGAGAGGAGCACGUGUUACUUGCCAACGUGCGCAGUGGGCGGGGCUUACUGGGUCGGUCUGGUUCUCAGACCAAACUUGAGGAUCUAUCUGAUGAAUGUAAAAUUCGUCAGAAAUAAAAGUCGGAAUCUUUUGAACUGGGAACCAGACUAUGGUCUCCCCCAACUCUCCCUUUCUUGCCGGUGAGGGGAUAGGCUAUUUGUGAACGAAGCUCAUACGGACAGGUUGAUUAACGACCUAUUUUUAUAUAGUCUUUUGCUCUUUUCGGCGGUUAAAAAAUGGAACACAAAAUUCGUUAUAGGUCUGCUGAAUGAACAGUUAUAAUAUAAACGCAGGAAUAUCGCCUUUACGCGAUGUUUAAUGCAGUAUUUUGUAUAUAUUUUGUAAGACGUGUGGUUUGCGCUUAUUUUAUGUUUAUUUAAUUCAGUGUACUUCACUGGGCUGGGGUGAUUAAGUUAGAAGACUGUCAUUAUAAAGGUUAGAUAGAACAUGGAGGAAGGAAACAAUACCAAUAUGCGUUAUUCACGAGUCGGUAAUAUUAUACUGAGAGCGAGGUAAAAUCUUCACUUUUGGAA